AUGCAAGUUAUUCGAGAGAUAUUCCAUGACUUCUUACGCGAGUGGAAAAUAAGCGGAAUGAGCGAAUAUACCAGACUAGAGCGGCCGUCAGACACGACAGAAGUAAAGUCUAUAACCAAAAACGCUACACCGGUAGUUCUCUCCCUUCUCCUCGAAUACUCCCUCACCACCAUCACCGUAAUCACCGUCGGGAACCUAGGAACCGUCGAACUCGGCGCCGCCAGUCUCGCCGGCUUCACAGCGAACGCCACCGGCUACGCUGUGUACUAUGGCCUAACUACGAGCCUGGAUACGCUAUGCGCGCAGUCCUACGGGUCGGGAAUGAAGCAUCUCACCUCUGUGCAUCUACAGCGAAUGGCCCUUUUGCUGACCCUGGUGACCAUUCCACUAGCGGCGCUGUGGUGGUGCGCGGAGGGGAUUCUGGUACAUAUUAUACCAGAGCAAGAUACGGCUAUGCUGGUGGGGAGGUAUUUGCGUAUAGCGGCGUGGGGGAUGCCGGGGUAUGCGGCGUUUGAGGCUGGGAGGAGGUAUAUCCAGGCACAGGGGUGCUAUUCGGUGGGGAUGUAUGUGUUGUUGAUAUGUACGCCGAUCAGUGCUUUCUUGAAUUGGUUUUUGGUUUGGAACCGUGGGAUGGGCUUUAUUGGCGCCCCCAUAGCCCUGUCUCUGACAGACAACCUCAUAGCUCUCACUUUCUUCCUCCUUGUCUACUUCUUCUCUCUAGACAAGUGCUGGACUGGAUUUACGCAACAAUCUCUCCGCGGCUGGGGACCCAUGAUCCGCCUCUCAAUCCCAAGUCUUCUAACAGUCGAAGUCGAGACGCUCGCCUACGGCCUUAACACCUAUGCUGCGUCGUAUCUAGGUCCCUCCAUCCUAGCAACGCAGACUGUCCUCUCCACCGUCUCAAACAUUUUUUGGCAUAUUCCAUUCGCGAUAUCCACGUCAUCCCGAAUUCGCAUCGGGAAUUGGAUCGGCGCCGGGAGUCCCAAUGCGGCAAGGCUAGCCACGCGUGUCUCGCUGUAUGUUGCCGUCGGUGUUGGAUGCGUAGGUAUGUCCUUGCUUUUGGUGUUUGGACGGUACAUUGUACGUAUAUUUGCAAAGGAAGAUGAUGUGAUUGAGAUGGUUCUGAACAUUUUGCCGGUGUGUGCGGUCUGUCAUGUUGUGGAAUGCGUCGCUAUCAUUAGCAACGGGAUUCUGUGCGCCAUUGGACGGCAGGAUGUAGCGGGAUGGGUGCAGACAGGCGCUUUUAGUGUCCUUGGUCUCCCGGUUGGGUUUGGGAUCGCAUUUGGGCUUGGGUGGAAUGUUUCGGGGUUCUGGAUUGGGACGCUGUUGGCGUUGUGUGUGGUAGUUUGGAUAGAGCUGGCGUUUAUUAAAAGGGUCAAUUGGAAGCGAUGUGUCCAGGAUGCACAGAAAAGCAUGUCUGCCGCUGAAAAUUGA
Aspergillus ruber CBS 135680 is the source of this 1434-nucleotide messenger RNA. Its product is annotated as MATE family efflux transporter. Gene Ontology annotation, cellular component: membrane. Gene Ontology annotation, biological process: xenobiotic detoxification by transmembrane export across the plasma membrane. The coding region runs from base 1 to 1434 and encodes 477 amino acids. The record is from RefSeq and is a predicted model, not a curated record. NCBI's taxonomy places the organism in Eukaryota, Fungi, Ascomycota, Eurotiomycetes, Eurotiales, Aspergillaceae. The transcript is spliced from 3 exons. Gene Ontology annotation, molecular function: xenobiotic transmembrane transporter activity; antiporter activity.